AUGUUGGUGUUAACGAGGUUCAUUCUUCCAGAUUUCGGUGACACCUACUGGGAGGCACUGGUGCCUGCAAAGGGCCACAGUCCUUUCACCCCUGCAAUAAAGAAGUUAAAACUUCUCUGGAAGAGGGUCUGUUUCCACUGUAGAGAACCCGGCCAUGGUGUUGCUGAUUGUCCUGCAGUACUUGAAAGUCAAGAUACAGGUACAGGAAUCUGUUACCGGUGCGGAUCCACAGAACAUGACAUCAGCAAAUGCAGAGCAAAAGUAGAUCCAGCUGUUGGGCCAUUUCCAUAUGCAAAAUGUUUCAUCUGUGGUGAGAUGGGGCAUCUAUCAAGGUCAUGUCCAGAUAAUCCCAAAGGAUUAUAUGCUGAAGGUGGUGGCUGCAGACUUUGUGGCUCUGUGGAGCACUUCAAAAAAGACUGUCCGGAAAAACAGAACUCAGAUCAGGUUACGGUCGGGCGAUGGGCCACUGGAAUGAGCGCAGAUUAUGAAGAAAUUUCAGAAACACCAAAGCUGCAAAAACCAAAAGUGAAAGAACCCAAAGUUGUUACUUUUUGAAGGCCUCUUGGCUCUAAACCACAGCUAACCCGUGCAGCUUCACUCCAGAGUAGUGACCACAAGGAGUGGAUUGCUGGUUCCAGAAAAUCAAGCAGACUUCUGCUGCUGAAUUUAUUUUUUUUUUGUUGUCCUCCCUCUCACUUUUCCAGUUUGCCUCCCAGACUCCCCUAGCUUACUGAAAAUCUGUGAACAACAGAAAUACAGCAAGUGGGUACUUUUUUAUGUAUCUCUGCUGAAAUACAGCAUUCCUUCUGAUUGACGUUCCCUCUCACUGCCAGCUCUGAGGAGGGAAAUGGGCUGCUGCUUGUAGCAGGGAUCCGGUUGCAGUAACCAAACAGGGCAUGUGCAUUUGUCAUGGGGGUCUGCCUGGAUUUUGGUGGUCAGUAUUGUUACCUUAAGAGUGCUGCUUUUACUUAUCAGAGACAAACACAAUCAUGCUGGUCUUACUAAGAGUAUUUCCACAUCUCUCCGAAAGGCGUUGUGGAAAUUUUCUAAAGACUCUUGUUGGGUUCUGGUUUAUUUUUGCCUUCUCCUUUUGGAAAGAAUGAUUUCUUGCUCUGCAUUUGCAAGCUUGAGCAGUCUUGUAGUGAAGUUACCAGGUAAACCCUACAGCCUGUAGAGCUUGGGUGUGCAGUUACCACUACUCAGCUAAAUGCAUACGUGCAUUAACCCAGUUGUUUAUGCAUGUUGGAUUUGUUUGAGUAUUUGUCCACCAAUAGAAACAGAAUCAUGCCCUUGCUUUGAUAGCUGUGGUGAAACAUACCUGAAAAGAGUUGGAGAGCAAGUGAGCAGCUUGCUUAGCUCCUUUACUUUUUUCAAGGGAAGUGCUCAAAAAUCUUCAGCGUUUCUAUCCCUUGGUGGGUUGGGAGUAAACUUUGCUUUGUAUUACAUGUGCCUGCUUAAUGGCAGGUUUUAUUUAUUUUUAAACAGAGACUGGAGCCUGAAAAACAGCAGCCUUAGAAAAACUGAUAUGUAUUAAAAGAAGUUUCGAAACCAACUCAAAAUGGAGUUCCUGCAACGGCUCUCCAAAUGCAGUGGUAAUUCAACCUGUGCAGCUAGGGUGGUAGGCUUUCACUUGGCUCUGAUCAUCUCACCCAAGAUGAAGAAGGGAGCACAAUGCUACUGCACAAGUGCACCUCGAGCUCAUCUCACAUGCUGCACUUCAUUCCGAACCGGUGUCCCAGCACGGUUCUGGACAGUGUGGGCUGGUGCUGCCCAGGCUCUCCGUGCAGCGCUCCGUUCUGCUUUGUAGGCAGGCGCCCGCACACCCGUGACAUCGGGCUUUCGGGCCUCUAUGGCAGCCAUGGUUGCCAUCAGACAAAUACAGUACUUCUGUCCCAAAAAUCUUAAAACGUGCCUUCUAAAAACUUCAGCUUGCAUUAUACAGUAAUAAGCAGCAGUCCUUGGGAGGAAGCUGCACAGUAGUAAAGCUGCUGCUUCUAAAAGAAUUAAUUUACCCUUUGAAUAAAAGUGUCCUAGCGGUCCGUGUGUGGCCUUGGUGAGAACACAGAAGGAACACCAGACAGUAAACUUGAGCUCAGGACUGGGGUUUGAGGUGCUCAGGACCAGCUGCUGAAACUAUGAGUUUGGAAUGUACUUUUCUGACAGCAGAAAACAAAUACAG
Messenger RNA from Egretta garzetta (little egret), 2179 nucleotides. It is a transcript of the gene ZCCHC9, whose product is annotated as zinc finger CCHC-type containing 9. Gene Ontology annotation, molecular function: nucleic acid binding; zinc ion binding. The transcript has 5 exons. Lineage: Eukaryota; Metazoa; Chordata; Aves; Pelecaniformes; Ardeidae. The record is from RefSeq and is a predicted model, not a curated record. Bases 1 to 555 code for a protein of 184 amino acids.